AUGGAUCGCCCCAGGCCGCAACCACCACUACCCCCUCGACCAACACUUAGAGUGCUCCACAGACAAAAUGCAAACGAUGACCUCUCCCCGACCGUCACAGAGAAUGAAUAUGACAACCAUGUUUACGAGUACAUCGAUAUUCAUAACAGGCAACUUCCCAAACGGAACAAGUCGCAAUGUUUGAAUACACAGGCUGAGAGUCAAGGACAGCUUAACGGUGAACAGCGAGAAACACAAAGGCCUCUCCGACCGCGUCGUACCGCCCCUCCGGUCCCGAAUGCGAAAGGGCCAAGCGGACGGGACCACAUUUCCCCACCAGUACCCCCAAGGAAGCACGUGCCCCUCAGCCACAACAAAACCAGGUUCUCCUGUGACCUGACAGUCCCCAUCCACAAGCUGACCCGCUCCAACACACAAACAGAUGACCCGGAUGCAGGGCUCAUCAAGCUGAAAGACACCCCUGAAGGGAGCACUUCAGUCAUGGCUGCAUUCUGUCAGGCCACAUCCAAUCUGAUCUCACGCCACAAGGCCUCACAAAGUGCUGACAACUGCAGCGUGGUGCAGGCUCGAAUGUCACAUAUCCAUCCAGCACUGCUGCAGCAGGUUGAGUUGACCGUCACCGUCGCUACCGAAUAUCAAAGUCACCAACUUCCGAUCCCGACCUCAGUGAACAGAACAGUGCUAAAUUUAAUCCAAGAGAUUUUCCAGUUGCUGCAGCUCGCUCGCAAGCCAACAGGCUAUUAUGUUCUCAAGUUGUGCAACUCUGAGGAGUACCUUCACAAUGACAAGCUCCUGGGUAUGCACGAGGUUGUUCAAAAACACUGCAAGUUCAACAUGGAUCUUCCCCUUCGACUGCUACACUCCAGCAACUUGAGACACAGCCUGGCAAGGGUUAAGGGGGAGGACAAACCCUCAAGUCAUCUCUACGAGCUUGUGCGUCCUGUCAGCGUCUUCAACACAUGCAAAUUGAGUCUGCAGAAUGUGCCCUUGAGCUACAGCAGGGAGAAGGCCAUGCUGAAGAGAAGUAAAUCGGGGAUUAACAUCAAUGUCCUGGUGACCCAUGUUCGCACCAUUACCGACCUUCUGUGUGGCUUCUCGAGCGGGGAGUUGGAGGACGCCAUUGGUCGGGUGAACAGAGUCAACCCCAUACCUCUGAGUUAUGAGGAAAUGUCUGAAUGUGAGAGUGCCUUGCAGGUGCUUCACAAGUCCCUGCUCAACGUCAUGCAGAGUUUCUUUGAAAACUUCCUGUCCAACUUUAGAACAGAGGAUGUUGCCAGCCAGCCCGAGAUCCGCGACGUGGAAAACAACAGUGAACUCUUACAGUUCAACGUAGCCGCCCUCUAUAAACUACAACCUUACUGGGUGACCACAUUCGACUGCUUCUCAAUUUCCUGUGAGCUGACGUACGGAGAGACGCAGAUUUGUUCCACCGUGGUUUCAGAAAACAUCAGCACGGCUUUGUCCUUUGAGAAAAAAAUACGUUGUAACCGCAUGAUGGCGUUUCCUGUGCCAAUCAAGCAGUUGCCGUAUGAGUGCAUGCUGACCUUCCAGCUGAUGGGCUCAAAACGAGGGAAGAGCCCCAAUUUGCUGGCCUGGGCCGUUAUGCCUCUUUAUAGCAACGGAACCCUGGUAAGAGGGACAGUCUUGCUUAGUUUGUCCAUGUUGGCCAUGUUGUCUUCGCCUCCCUCCCCAGCCCUGUUUGACAGUCACAGACAAACAACGGGGGUCAUCUUGCAGCUUGAGUUCCCAGAUGAGGUGAAGUGGACGUACCAUAGGCCCAUCGCGCUCCCUGGGUCUUUUAUAUUCUCUUCCCCUUGCGAAGCUCUGGAAAAGAAAAUGUUAAGUGUGUCAAACAAGCUGUGUCUUUGCCUUCUAACAGAGAACGACAAGAACUUUCUGUGGAGUAAACGACACAGUAGUGACAAAGCAAAUACCUUCCUCCACCUUGUGUUGGGUGGCGCCAAAUGGCAGACUGAGGACCUUACAGAGAUCUACACAGUUCUGGAUCACUGGGCCAUCCACCUUCCAGAGGAAGCUCUCUUCCUACUUACUGAUAGUUUCCCAGACCAGACCGUGCGUAAGAGUGCUGUACAGUAUUUUGAACAAAUACCUGAUGAGGAGUAUGAGCUGUUUUUACCGCAGCUUGUCCAGGCUUUGAAGAGUGAGUGGGAGCUGGAUGGUCCUUUGGUCAUGUUGUUGCUGGAGAGAUCACUAAAGAACAUUCGGAUUGCCCAUCAACUCUUUUGGCUGCUUGAGGACGCUUGCAGUGAGCAGCACUACCAGAGCUGGUUCAGUAAAGUGCACGCGGCCCUGCGCUUUUGCUGCAGUCAAGGGCUAAGGGAGGAACUGGAGCGAGAGAGACGCUUGCUGUCAGUGGUUGUGCAGUUGGCCGAGAAGAUCCGCAUGUCAGAGAAGACGCGACGGAAGAAUAUUCUGAACAAAGAAAAGAGCAAUAUCGAGAAGUUCUUCAGUGCUGGGGGAAGCUGUUGUCUGCCUCUAGACAUUGCAUUUCGCGUCAAGGGAGUGGACUUGGAUGCCUGUAAAUUUUACAACUCCAAUACCUCUCCUCUGGGGCUGUCCUUCAUUUGCACGGACCCUCUCGCCAAGAACAUCGCUGUAAUCUGCAAGACAGGAGAUAGCCUGCGCCAGGACAUGCUGGUACUACAGAUAGUCCGUAUAAUGGACAGGGUGUGGCUCCAAGAAGGGUUGGACUUGAGAAUGGUCACCUACAGAUGUCUUUCUACUGGCAGCACUCAGGGCCUCAUAGAAGUUGUUCCUGAGGCGGUGACGCUAGCGAAGAUCCAGCAGGAGUGGGGCCUGGGGGGUACCCUUCGACAUGACACCCUGGAGAAGUGGUUUCACAUGUGGAACAAAACAAAAGAGGACUAUGACAAGGCCGUGAUGAACUUCAUUCACUCGUGCGCAGGUUGGUGCGUGGCCACCUUCAUCCUGGGGAUCUGCGACCGCCAUAACGAUAACAUCAUGUUGAAGCACAGUGGACACAUGUUCCACAUCGACUUCGGAAAAAUCAUGGGCAACGCACAGAAGAUCGCAAACGUUAAAAGGAAUGUCAAUCUGGACCGCUCACCGUUCGUUUUCACGUCAGAGAUGCAGCACUUCAUCACCGGCGGUGGUCAGAAACCUCAACGCUUGCAUCGAUUUGUCGAACUCUGCUGUGAAGCUUACAACAUCAUCAGACACCGAUCAGGCCUCAUACUCAGUCUCUUGGAGCUGAUGAUUAAUGCAGAAAUGCCGGAAUUGAAGGACUGUAAUGACCUGCACUAUGUCCAGAGAAACCUCCGACUUCAGCACACUGACCUGGAAGCCACUUCUUACUUUACAGAGAAAAUCAAGGAAAGCAUGGGUUCCGUGGCAGCCAAGUUAAACUUCUUGACGCACAGCAUGGCCCAAAAGAAGAAGCAGGCAUCAUCGAUACACGAUGGUGUUCCAGGCCCCAGUACAAACAUUCAAGAUGCUGUGAUCAAGGACUUCACCAUCAAGGAUAGAGUUGCGAUCUAUAACCUGGAGGUGACGAUUGACGAUGGCUUUUGGUAUAACACAAUGACAUAUGAGGGCUUUGAGCUGAUCCACAAGCAGUUGCAGAAGCACUUCAUCGAGUCUGCUUUGCCUCAAUUUCCGUCCUGGUAUAUGAUGUCAUUCACACCCAACAGGAAGAUGACUAUGCUGAACAAAUACCUCAAACAGCUUUUUGAGGGACCCUGCAAAGGGAAUGAAUUUGUGUGCAGCUUGUUCUUGGAUGGGCCCAAAAUGGGUCAAGAAAGUGUGGUAAAAGAAGCUCAUCCACAAAUCCAGCUGUUAAUUUCUUACAAGGACCGCAAGCUCUCCGUCUUGGUAAAACACCUCAAGAACAUUAAGACAGCUAAUGGCUCCAACCCCGAUGCCUAUGUAGUGACGUAUCUGAGACCGGACCCCCAGCAUAGGUCUAAGAGAAAGACCAAAGUGGUUCGGAAUAAUGACAACCCCACUUUCAAUGAAUUGCUGGAGUACGUCAGCGUCCCACUGCUGUACGGGAUGGUUCUAGAAGUGAGCGUAAAGAGCAAGAAGACAUUCAUAGCUGCCACAAACAUUAAAUUGGACGAGGAGCUGCUCAACAAAGAAACUUGGUUCAAGCUCGGAAACGCGGCGCUUUGA
Nerophis lumbriciformis (worm pipefish) is the source of this 4152-nucleotide messenger RNA. The record is from RefSeq and is a predicted model, not a curated record. Lineage: Eukaryota; Metazoa; Chordata; Actinopteri; Syngnathiformes; Syngnathidae.